GGGCUUCGUUGUCACGAAGCGUUGAGGUUGCUAUGGUAGUCAACAAGCGGCAUCCGGCUCUCUUCACUCCGAUUUUCCGCUCCCCAGUUUGACGCUUCGCGCCGAAGAAGCCCUGGCUUUGCGGAGAGUUUAAGCUCUCGGAUAACAUUUGUGCGAUGGUGUGAGGGCGCGAGGGGAGGAGGGAGUGAUGUCUUUCUUUGUUGACAUCGUGACGGAGGACUCGUUCUACGAGAACCUGACGCUGGGAAUCGUUAAGAUUUUAGAGGGCACCCCCUGCGUGAAAAAUGUCCAGGUCGACAGGCGGCCGGGGUGCGAUAGAAAUGCUCUGGCGAGCUGGGAACAGAGGCAUUGCUGCGUUAUGCCCGAUGACCUGAGAAACUUUUACGCAUCCAUUGACGGGUUCCUGCUCACUUGGUCCCUCGAAAUAUCAGGGGAAGAAUUCCCUCUGGGACGCCUCGAAGUCGGAAGUCUAGGAGAGCUGAAACGGUUCGUCGGCACGAAAGAGCAGCAAUCCGAGGCGGAAGCCAGCCUCCCCGAAAACCCCGAUCUUCCGUCGCUGAGCCCGCGCUGCAAGCUUUUCGAGCUAGGCCACUGCGGGAGCAGCAAAGUGUACCUCGCCUAUGUCAGCCCAGAAGUGGAUCCGGGGAUCUGGCUUUACCACGAGGCGUCUUUGCGCUGGCUUCGCCUCGCCGAUGGUUUCACCAAGUAUUUCCGGAUGCUCCUGAUCCACCUGGGUCUCCCGCUCUGGCAGUACUGUGCGACAGGACUGCCCAUGCCCACCUGGGUGGAACAGAUAUAUCUCCUCGUCGGGCCGAAUCUCCUGCCAACUACCGUAAAGCCGUCGCAGUCCGUCUCCCGGACGAUGUGGAACGAGGGUUCGCCGAACGCAAUCGACCCAGCGAUAUUUAAGAGCAAGGAGUUCAAGCAGAGGAACGUCCGGAAGAAGUAGUCGACACUUUCUCGUCCUUUCGAAUAAAGUUAAGCGUCGUCGACGA
Neodiprion fabricii is the source of this 995-nucleotide messenger RNA. RefSeq names its product tubulin polyglutamylase complex subunit 2. The transcript is spliced from 2 exons. Gene Ontology annotation, biological process: protein polyglutamylation. The record is from RefSeq and is a predicted model, not a curated record. Lineage: Eukaryota; Metazoa; Arthropoda; Insecta; Hymenoptera; Diprionidae. The coding region runs from base 188 to 949 and encodes 253 amino acids.